AUGAAGAUAAAGAGCAAAUUGUGCAGAUCGUCGAUACGUGAUCAUUUUGAAGAGAAAGUGACAGUGGUUUCCAUAGUCGGUAUGGGCGGUUUAGGUAAGACAACACUUGCUCAGUUGGUCUAUGGAGAUAAAAAUGUGGAGAGUCACUUCCAACUGCGCAUAUGGGUAUGCGUCUCUGAUGAUUUUAAUGUGGCAAAGAUUGCUAAAAACAUCAUACUUGCCGCCACUGAGAAAUCUUAUGAUCAUACAAACAUGGAGGUGCUACAGAGGGAUCUACGGCAACUGCUGGGGCAGAAGAGGUAUCUGCUUGUACUUGAUGAUGUUUGGAAUGAAUAUCACCAGAAGUGGAAUGAACUUAAAUGUCUGCUUGUUGAUGGAGGAGAAGGUAGCAUAAUUUUAGUUACCACACGCAAAGAGAACUGCUCAAGGAUAAUGGGUGCAAAAGAAUCUUAUCUUCUACAGGGUUUAUCAGAAGAAAGGUCCUGGGCUUUGUUCGAAGGAACUGGCAUCCUUCGAGUGCUUGAUUUUGGAUAA
Molecule: messenger RNA, 534 nt
Organism: Dioscorea cayenensis subsp. rotundata (Guinea yam)
Lineage: Eukaryota; Viridiplantae; Streptophyta; Magnoliopsida; Dioscoreales; Dioscoreaceae
Product: putative disease resistance protein RGA3
Exons: 2
Coding region: 1-534 (177 amino acids)
Biological process (GO): defense response to other organism
Molecular function (GO): ADP binding
Source: RefSeq, a predicted model, not a curated record